Elaeis guineensis (African oil palm) is the source of this 800-nucleotide messenger RNA. The record is from RefSeq and is a predicted model, not a curated record. NCBI's taxonomy places the organism in Eukaryota, Viridiplantae, Streptophyta, Magnoliopsida, Arecales, Arecaceae.
AUGGUGGAAGCAGAUGGAAAAAUUUAUUAUGGUGCGCUUACAGAUAUUUACGAGUUGGAUUACUAUGGAAGGUUUAAGUUUGAUGACCCUCAGCAGUCUCAGCAGCCUAAUGCACCGCAAUAUGAGCCUGUUGCUAAUGACCGAGAUGAUGAGCCUGUUAUAGACAACCCAGGUCGAGUGAAGGCAAGACAGGGACCGACACGAGCUAGGGACAUAUGGCAGCUCGAUGAGGGUGAGAUCAUGACAUGCAACAAAUGAGGACAGCCCAUUAAGAGGUGGAAUGAUAUGCUUCCUUCAUAUAAAGUUGAGCUAUUACAGCUUGUAGAGACUAAAUUUGUGAUCCCUCCAGAGAGCCAUGAUUGGAUAAUCAAGUCCCUGAAUCAUAAAUGGAAAGAGUACAAGGCCAAGUUAAAGAGGAAUUAUAAGGAGGGUAUGACAGAGGAGGAGGUUGCUCGUACUUGUCCUCCUGAUGUGUAUCCUCAUCAAUGGAUUGAGCUUGUACACUACUGGUUUUCAGAGAGAGGACAGACAUUCUCUAAUAUUGGCAGAGCUGCACGAUCAUCUCAGUUCGUGCCUCACACAUCAGGUUCUAAGAGUUGUGCGAGGCUCAAAGCAGAAUUUGUAUGUUUCACUUUUCUAAAUCACAAAUUCUGGUUGAUUUUUUUAACCUUUAUCGGCCUUUAUAUGGUUCGAUUCUUUGUAGAUUUCGAUUUUUUGUUCAUUCAAUAUUUGUAAAUACUAGUUAAUGAAUGUGUGUAAUGGUCCAGAUAUGGAAAGAUUAAUUAGUUUCUCUGUUUUUG